Molecule: messenger RNA, 11581 nt
Organism: Cinara cedri
Lineage: Eukaryota; Metazoa; Arthropoda; Insecta; Hemiptera; Aphididae
Source: the annotation of a GenBank genome assembly
AAGGUCGAAAAUUUUGGUUUUAGAAACUCAUUUUUAUAUUUUUAUCAUGUAAUGAAUAAUAUGAUUAUAAUUCGACAAUUGAGAAUUUGAGAUUAUUUUACUACAGUACUCGUGACAAUCGGAUUAUCGUCAUUGUUUGUAUUUUCUUUAUUAUAUAUUUUUUAAUUUUCUUAUUAUUUACUAUUUAUUUUUGUUUUAACGUAAUCAUAUAAUAUCCACCCAUUAAUCUUUAUCAUUUGUUUGUAGUAGUGUUCGGCUUACAUUUUUUUUCAUUGAUUGUCCAUUUCGAUUGUGCAAGAUAUGAUAAUUCUGAACUAACUGUAAGUACAUGUACCUUAAGUAAUUUAAUUAAAUAAUCAACAUUAAAUAAACGUUAAUUACGUUUGUCAGAUAAGAUGUCUGAUGACAUACCGCCUCUAAUAUCAGAAACUCCACCUCCCAUGAGUAAAUCUGAUUGGGAAGACGAUGAUGAAUUUAUUGAUUUUCCACAUUUAGAAAUGCCAUCCGAUAAUAGUUUAAGUGAGAAUUCAAUAAUUUAGGUAUAAUAUGUUGUAAUAAUUGUGAGUAUUAAUGUUAUGUUCUAUUGGUGUACAGGUCCAGAUGGAAUCCCAGGCAGAUGGAAUCAUAUUGAAUCUCUGCCAUAUGAUUCAGAUUUUGUUGACAAACCAGUAGAUUAUAUUGAAUCGAAUACCAAUGACAGUUUACCAAAUUGGUCUUUAGGUGUUGCAAAAAAAGAUCAAUUUUUAGAAUCAUCAAUUUCUCAACACGAAAAUAGUUUACAUCAUAAUAAUUUACCCAUAUGGAAAGAUAAGGAAAAUAUUAUACCCUGUACAAAUAUUAAGCAAUUAACGAGCAAUCAUAUUUGUGAUAGUACUGACUACAAAACAGAAAUCAAACAUAAUACUUCUUCUGAAAAUAAUGUGAUAAAUAGUAGUACUAAAAUUGAUGAGAAAUUGUCUGUCAUAGUUGAACAAAAUAUUGGAGACAUAGAAAAUAUUACAAGUAAUAUAACGCCACAGUAUUUGAAAAAAGUGGAACUUCCAUUAAAGAAUUUUAGUAUAGUUGAAAAUAUUAAGAAUAAUGAUUAUGAAGUCAAUAUUAACUCUGAAAAAUCGUCCCUUAAAAAUACAUCAGUCAAUGGAAAUGUAGAAUGUGUAAAUAUUAAAGAAUUUUCAAAUCAAACCAGUUGUGUUCCUAAUAUUUUAUUAGAAAAUAUGAAGAAUAAUGUAAGUGAUUUUGCUACUGAUGCUGCGUACAAUAUGUUAAAUAAUGUAUCAGUUAAUAGUAAUAAUAACAACAUUAUAAUUAAAAAUGAUCAGCUAAAAUAUAGUGAUUUUGAAACUGAAUUACCUAAUUCUCUUAAUGUGCCUUUACCAAAUAGGACAUCUGAAGAACAUAUAGAAAUAUUUGAGAAUCAUGAAUCAAUUGACAAGUAUCAUAACCCUGAUCAAAUUAAAAUUGUACAGUUUAAUGAUAACAACUCGAAAAUACCACAAAAUUCUUCUAGUUCAGUAAACACAAAUAUAGAACAAAAUAAUGAAAACACUGUUGAUGAUAACUUAGAUUCUGAAUUUGAUGAUUUCUGUGAUUUUCAUGCAUUUACAAAUUAUGAUGAACCUAAUAUAUCAGAAAUUAGUACUGAAAAUAAUUUUGAACAUUCCAAUAAUAAAAAAGAAAAAUGUGAUAAUGAUGAUAAUAAUUUAACAUUAAAAUCCAACAAUCAAAAUAAUAUUACUUGCAAUAUAAUUAAUGAUGAAGAUAAUUUUUGUGAUUUUGAAUCUCAAGUUUUAAAUGAUAAACAAUUUAAUACAGUAUUAGAUUCAAAGUCUCAAGUUCAAAUUGAUUAUAAAAAAUUUUGCGAGGAUGCUUUUUAUGGAGACUAUGUAAGUGUUUUAAUGUAAAUAGAUGACAAAUUUGUUUAUGAUUAAAAAUAAUAUUUAAUUGUUAGACCCAAUGCAAUGAAAUAAAUUUACAAGAUUUGGAACAUGAAUUAAAUGAAUCAUUAGUGUGGCAACAUUUAAAAGACAUAGAAUCAAGUCCAGCUCUUAAAUAUAAUUGGUCAAAAUCAGAAUCAAACAAUGUUUUUCUCUCUUCGCUUUCAAUUGAUUCUAGAAACAUAGUAAGUCAAUUAGAAUUUUUUAUCAAUGGUUUAAUUGUAAAUAUGUUGGUUUUUUUUAUUAAUGUUAAAUAUAAAUGUGACAGUUGUAUGGUGCUUUUUGGAAUCCAAAAUUCCCUAGAUUUGCUGCAAAUAUGUCUGACCAUCCAUUAGAGCCAUUAAAAUCUACUAAUAACAAUAUCACAGAUAGCAAAAUAUUAUCAUCUUUUUCCAGCGGUUCAUUGCAGGUGAAUUAAAAUUCACUUAAUAAACAUUUUAAAACAAAAUUUCUGAUAUUUUUAAGUAAAAUUGUAUAUUAUGAUAAAGGCAAAUGUAACCGUAACCAUACCAGAUGUUCAAUUUGAUUGGAAAAGCAGUGGUUUGAUAAACCCAUUGGACUGUAAGUAUUCCAUAAAUGUCUUAAUAUAAAUUGAACAAUAAUUUCUAUUAUUUUUUUAUAUAUAUAUAAUUCAGUAUACCUUUUCAAAAACCUAUUAUAAACAAUUUUAAAUUAAUUUAACUACAUAUUUGACAAUAAUUAAUGUCCAUAAUAUAGUAGGUAUUUAAAAAAAAUAAAAUAAUAAGAUUAAUUAAUUAAUUAAUUAGAUUUACAAUUUAUUAUUGAUAAAUUUACAUUUUUUAAAAAGUUAAUCAUAUAAAAUAUAAAUAUAAAUAAUUAAUAAACUAAAUUAACUUAGCUUGAAAGUAUAAUACUUCAAAUUUUUUUUUAUUAUAGAAUUUUAUUUUAGUAAACCAUUUUCUAUUUCUGUUUAGUAAAUUCUUUUAUGGUAAGAUUAAUUGAAAUUUGAAACAUUUUUAUUUUUAUCAUAUUUCUAGCCUUAAGAUAAUAAAUUAAUAAAUUAAAUCAAAAUAAAAUAUUUUUCCUCUUAAACAAUAUCACCAUUGUUAAAAUAGUAUUAUAAAAAAAAAGUCAUGAUCACUACUUUAUGGUAGGUUACUGGUAUAAGUGGAAAGUUGGGAAGAUCUGAUGUAUAGAGAUACAUUUGUUUACGUUAUACUUGAUAAUUUAUUUUCAUAUACAAAUUUGAUAAAUUUAAAUUGAAAAUAAUAAUAUUUUGUAACUAAAAAAUUAAUUAAAAUUUUUUCUUUUGAACUUUUAACUCUUUUAGAUAUAAAAAAAUAAUGAUAUUACCAUUACAUUUUUUUUAUAAUGCUAAAUAUUUACAAAUUAAUUAAUUUUUUAUUUAAUAGAUUUGAUGGUUAUAAGUCCUUAUAAUAUAACUUAAAUAUAAUAAUUGUUAAUGAUUGAAAUAAAUUAAAUAACUGGAAAAAUAAUUAAAUGUAAAAACAAAUACAUUAUCAGUGGUCGGCAACCCUUUUACCUACAUGGGCCAUAAUUUUUUUCAGUUUUUCAUUGAGAGCCGCAUACAAAAUUAAAAUAUUAAAAAAUAUAAUUUUUACAUAUUAUAUUAAUAUAUUUAAGGAUAGCAACAAUCAUAUUAUGAGUUUAACAUUGCUGUUGUCCUUAUUAACUAAUUUUUAAUUAAAUACAUUAGUAGAGAUAAAUUAAAAGUUUUAAAAUAAUUAUUAAUUAAUUCUUGAAUGCAAAAGUAAAUAAAUAUUUAGUUAAUAUCUACUAGUGUGAUUUUUGAAGUUAAAUUUUUCCCAACAAUAUUUAUUUUUCCGAAAUUCAAGUAUUGUAAAAAUGUUUGCUCACAAAUAUAAGUGCUACCGAAGCAGUAAUAAUUUUUUUAGCAAAACUUUGAAUGCCUUUAAAACCUAUUUCAGAAAGACUCAAAUAAUAUAUCUUUAGACCAUUACUUUCUUUAAAAGCAUUUUUAAGAACAUCGUUGUUUUUCAUUUCUAUGACUUCCAUAUGUAAAUUAGAUUCAACAUCGUCAAUGUCAACAGAAGAAUCAAAUUCUUUUGUCAACAAAAUUAAUUUUCCAAAUGUAAAGUUGAUUUGGGUGAUUCUAAUACAAUUUUACAACAUAUGAAAUAAUCCAAACGCUGUUCAUUAAUAUGUUUGUGUAAUAAUUUUAAUUUUACUUGAAAUAAUUUUAUGUUUGAAUACAUAUCUGACAACAAUUUGUCUUUACCUUGCAGUUUCAUAUUCAGUUCAUUUAAUAAAGUUGUUAUAUCAGUUAAAAAUGCAAGAUUAUGACACACUUUUUAUUCGAUAAUUCUGGUACAUUUUUACCCUUUUCUGACAUAAAAAUAUUUAUUUUAUUUCGUAAAAUAAAAACCGGUCCAAAACCACACCACACAAAAUUAAAAUUUUAAAUACCAUGAAAUAUAUUUCGAGGGCUUCAGCAAAAAGUUCCGAGCCCUGCCAUGCCUGCAUUAUAUAAUACAACUUUUUAAUAUAAGUAUAAGAUUAAGCUUAAAUUACUCUCAAAAUAAAAAAACAAAAAAAGUCCAAUGAUGAAGUUUUAUUAGUAAACAGAAAAAAUGAAUCUGCAACAUAACUUUUACAACGGUAAAGACUAAUAAAAAGAUCAUGGGUUCUGAAAAAGUAUGUAGGUACCUUUUGUCCUACUAAAGCCAGUAAAUGUGGACAAUUAAUGUAGCCAUUUAAUAAAUCAUACAUAAAUAAAAUAUCAGAAAGUUGAUUUCUUAGUUUUAGAUAAAGUGUAUUAGUGACAUAAGCAAUACUUUUUAAAAUUUGUAUUGAACUAACUUAAGAUCUUUUAAAUAUGUUGUUAAGUUUUGAGAUGAAAUUCAAGGGAUGAUCAACAUAAUGUAUAAUAUGUAUUGUAUCAAUAUAAUUAUUUGAAGAUUGAGGUCUAUUUAAAAAUGUUGAGUAUUCCUAAUAAUAAAGCAUAACAUUUUAUACAAUUUACUAAAAAUUGUUUUAUAGUUAACCUUAUUGAAAGUUUUUUAGAAAUCAGUGUAAAUUGUAUCUUUUUGACAAUUUUGUUCAUACAAUUUAUAAUAGAUAUAUUUGAUAGGUUAAUGUAUUCAUUAGAAUAGAAUAUUUUAAUAGAAUGCUAUGUCGGAGAAGCCUCUAUAUUUUAUCAGUAAGAUUGUCAAUAUUUUAGAAAUAAUUGUCUUAAAUUAUUUGGGAGUAACCAAUAAUUUUGUAUAUUGCUUCUGUCAUAAGAUUUAUGAAUAGGCAUAAUAAAUGAUUUUUAACAAAUACGAGGAAAAUGCCCAGUAGUGAGUGACAAGUUAAAUAAGCAAAUUUAAGGUUUAAUUUAGGUUGAUUUACAUGCUUUUUCAAAAUGAUUAAGGAAUUUCAUCGGGACCUGUUAUUUAUAUGGUAGAAGGAAUGUUAGUUUGAUUUCAAGAAUUGAAUAUAUUUUAAAAUAGAUUUUGGAUUACUAUUUAUAUUGUUUUUAUAAUUUUUUUAUUUUAAUUGUUUAAUUAUUUAAUUAUUUUUAAUUUUUUUAUAAUUUUUAAGUUAUAGUUAGCAUAAUAUCUUAUCACAUUAGCAUUAUCUACAAGAUAAUACUUUACAUUUUCUGAAAAAAAUUAAAUAAUCAUAUUGCAAGUACAGGACUAUUCUAUGUGAUAUUUUGAUUAUGAUUAAGAUUAAAUUUAAAUUUUGGAACAUAAACCUCAAAUGUAUUUUUAAUAAUUUUAUAGAAUUUUUAAAUAUUACACAAACCUAGAAAAAUGUUUUCAUUGACAUAAAUCAAAUAAAAGUGUGCAGAAUAUUGAUAGUUUUUACAAUUUUCUCAUAAAAUUAAUCCAAAUAAACUCGAAAAUUUCAAAUAUUUAUAUUUAAAUAUUAAUAUUUAUAACUCAAACAUCACAAACUAGUUUUUAAAAUUGAACCACACCUAGAAAAUACUAAUAUAGUACUUAAAUCUCUAAAUAAAGUCUCAUUGGAUUACAAAAAAAAAAAAAAAUACUUUUAAUAAAAACUGUUAUUGAAUAAUUCCAUAAUAAUUAUUCCAGGUUUUUCUGGAUUCUUACAUUUAAAAAACUUAUAAUUUCAAACAAUUAUCUUUCAACCGCACUAAUGAGACAUAACUUGUACUCAUCAAUGUAAAAAUAAUACAUUCCAAAUUUAGUUCAUAUGCUUACAUAAUUUAAUGAUGCAUUAAUAUAUAAUUGAUAAUGUAUUUAUUUAUUUAUAAUUUAUAUAUAUAUAUAUUGAUUUUUUUUCAAAUUUAAAAGUUACACACAAUGUGUAUAUAAAAUUGAAUUUUUUUUAUAAAGGGUGGUUGACAUGAUUUAACAGGAAAAUUAAGUCACACUGUGCCAUUAUUAAACUUUAGUUAUUAUUUGUAUACUUAUAUCAAUAUUUUAUUAAAAUUUUUUUACUGAGAGUGUGCAAAAAUGUUUAUGAGGUUUUCCAGGAAUGGUGUUAUUGUUAUAUUUUUUUUAUGGGAAGAUUCAAUUAAUUGGGAUAAUCUUUUGUAUCUGUUAUAGACCAAAUGCAAUUUCAAUGAUGGUGCUUUUGUCUUACACUAAUUUACAUUUUUAUUCAUGCUUUAUAAUAAUUUUUAACAAUGGUGGUAGUGCUAAAAAUGGAUAUUUUAUUAUGGGCUUAUCAUAGGUAACCAUUCAUCAUUACUAGACCUUCAAAUUCUCGACAAAUAUGCACCAUGCUGUAAAAACACUUGUGAGUAUUUCUGUUUUUGCUUGUAUAUGUAUAUUAACAUAUUAAAUAUUAUACAUUUAUUGCUUUGCUUUUGUGUUCUUAAACUAAAUAUUUUAGAUAGUGUAUACAAAUUUAGUUUUUAAUUUAAUUCAAAACAUAUACUAUUAAUUUUCAAGAUUAGAUAUCUUGUAGGGUUUUUUUUUAGCAAUAACAGCUAAUUAAUUAAAUAAUUGUGAAAACUAAAUUAUCUUAAACAAAUUAAGGACAUUUUUCUGGUACUUACAACUAAAUAUUAGUUGGCAUUAGUUUUUAACUGCAUAAGAAAGACAUAUUAGCAGUUUACAGAAGUAUCAAAUAAUACAACAUCCAAUUUUUUGUUUAAAAAAAUUGAUAAUAAAUAUGAACAUAAUGGUGUGUUACACUAUGGUGGACAUACACACUCUUUAACAAUGUUCAAUUUUUCUUUUAGACCAAUAUCAAAAUGUAUACAUUAUUUUUACAAACUAGUUUAUUAUUAAAUUAAUUAUUAAAAUUAUUAGUUUUCAUUUUGUUUGCUUAUAUUUUCCAUUUUAAUUCUAUGUUUAAUCAUUUCAGUUCAGCCUCAAACAUGGAAAAUAUCUGAGCUAGUGAAAGGAGAAGAAGUACCAGUGAAAGAAGAAGUAAUACUCAUAAAAGAAGAAGAAGAAAAAUAUGUUAUGAAAGAUGAAGAAAUACUUGUUAAUGAAGAAGUAUCCAUUCAAAGUAGUCCAGAAAGUAUAGAUAUUUUCAAUAGUAUAUUUAAUGUGUCCUCUAAAAAUCAAUCUGUUGAAUCCAUUGAAAAUUCACCUACUGAUGAGGUCAAAAUAAGCCUUGAAGCACAAACUAUUUUAGAUAAGCUGCCUGAUUUUGAGGUAUUACAAAAAUCUUAUUUACUCAUUUUAGAAAAAGAAAAUAACAAUCCAUUUCUCAGAUAGUUUUUUUUGUACUUAAAAGUUAAGUAAUCUAAUUUAAAAGAUAGCUGCAUAUGUUAUUAUAUAUAGUGUGUUUUAUCUUUCCUUGUUGAAAUCAAAUCCAUCAGGUGCAAUAAGUUUAACUAAUCUGUCCAAGUUUAUUUUUAAGUAUUGUAAAUUACUUUAAGUAUUGUUAAUUUUAUUUAUUUAUUUAUUAUCUUAAGAUGGUUUUAAUAAAGUCAGUUGAUUUGAAUAUUUUAUGAUAUAUUUAUCUCAAAAAUUUGGCACUCGGAAAUAUUUUCUACUACCUUAAUCAUUUUUACUGUCCAGUUUUAAAAGCAAAAUAUGAAUCAUCAAAAUUUGUUAGGAAUAUAUAUUUGUUUUUUUUUAUUAUAACUUAUAAUAAACAAUAAAAAAACAAUACAUAAAUUAGCUAACAAAUUAUAAUUGUUUUAGUUAUCCAGUUGAUGUUCAAAGAGUUCCAUAAGUCUAAUUUUAUUUAAAAAAAAAUAAAAUAUGAUUUUAAAUCUUUAAGAUUAUUGCAUUCAAUAAAUGAAUUAACUUGAUAAAAAUAUAUUCAUAAAAUUGAAUGAUGUAAAUAAUGCGUAAAUCAAUCAACAUGUUUAUUUUGUUAUUUGUUUUCAUUUUUACUUUGAUUAUAAAUGGGUUUAUUUUAAUAAGUACAGAUUUUUUAAUAUUUUCAUAAAAAAUAAAAAAAUGGAUAAAACUAGGCAUUUUGCUGGUUUUUAAAUAUAAAAUCAGUAAAACUAUGGUAUAGUGAACAGGUUUGAUAAGUGAUAUUUUUAGUUAAAAUGAGUUAAGUACUCUAUAAAACUCACCAUUUUAUUUUUCAUAUAAUGUACAAAUGUUGUAUGUGUACCUUUAAUAUAUAAUCCACUAGAUGAAAUAUAUUAUUACUGAUUUAUAUGGAAAUAUAAACUUUCAAUUGCCUCUACUGAAAAAUUUGUUAAAUGCCAUCACACUUUUGCACUAUACCAUUAAAUUAAGAUAUUAAUUAAAUCUGCCAGUUUUAGAAAAUAUAAAAUAAUUCUUGUUUAAAAAUAGAAGUAGACUUAUGGAUUAUUUGUAAAAUACUGUUCAACAAAUUAUAGAAUAGUGUACAGUUGUUCAAUUAUGUGAAUAUGUUAAUUUAUCAUGUUAGUAGUUUAUCUGUGUAAAAUUUUUUAAACAUUAGAAUGGGUUGUAGGAAAUUGAUUUCUAGUAAAAUAUGUAGUUAUUUUAUGUAGUUUAGUAAUAUAUUAUAUAGGUAAAUGUUUAAUUAUCAAACACUUUAUAGCCUAUUUUAUGUCAAUUUGCAAAAGCAUGUUGAAAAAUAAAGUCAUUAUAGAACAUUUUUUUAUUUAUUUUAUUAAGUCAUCAUUGAUGGAAAUAGCUUCCUAUAUGCAAAAUGGAUUUCAUAUGAAAAUACAUUUAAUAAAAUCACAUAUAUUCUAAAAUAAAAAUGUCUGCAUUAUAACAGUGUUGGGAAAAAUCCAGAUUUGCCGAAUCCAAUGUCAAAAUUGUAUUUAAAAACUGAGUUUUAGAUUUUGAAACUUUGAUUUUGCAUUCUUUUAGACAAUUUGUUUUCAUUUCACUUUUAAAUUAAUCAUCAUUAUACAUUUAUUGAGUAUAAAAAUAAUAGGACUAAUAUAAUGUAUCAUAAAUAUAAUAUGAAUUAUCUGAAUAUAAUUUAUUAUAAUCACACUAAGUAAAAUUAUCUAAUAAAGAUAUAAUAUGGGUGAACCGUAUAAAAUAAUAUACAUUUAUUUUUUUCUAAAAUAAUUUAAUACACAUUUUAGAUUUUGAUUGUCCAGAAUCCUGGUUCUUGUACUGUGAAAUCUUUAAUCAGAUUAUCUUGAUUUAUAUCACAUAAAUAGUUUUUUUGUAAAUUGACUAUUGUAAAUAUAUUUUUGUAACAAAUAUCCUUUGAAUAAAAAUAAAAUUUGUCUAUGUUUUGGUAGAUUAUUAAAAACAAAUUGGUUAAUUAAAUAUUUUUCAUACAAAAUCAGUUAUAAUUUAAAAUAUAGGAGGUUUUUUUUCUGUCAAAAAUGACAAGUAGUUUUAUACCAAUCUGACAUCUUCCAUGGGAUAUCACCUAUUUUAUAAAAUAACAAGUGAUCUAAAAGAAAUUGCCAUCAAAGUUAUACUAUUUUAAUACAGUGAUGACAUUUUAGUUUUAGUUUUUCAUACAUACUAUAAACUAUUUUAAUUAGAAUCAUUAUAAUUAUAUUAUGUAAAAUACGUGUAAGUUCAUAUUUCUAUUCCAUUUAUUUGUUUAUAUUGUUAUCACUUAUACUAUGUUUAAAAUCUUCAAAAUAUAUUAUAUAUAUUUUUUUAAUUUUAAAAAAAAGCUUAUAUACACAUUAUAUGCAAUUUAUACCUAAGGCAGGUAUCAAAAAAAAUGCUCAAUCAAUUUUUUUUUUUGUUUCACCAAUUUUAAAUUAAAUUAAUGUUUUAGUGGUUGUUUUGAUGGAAUACAGUUAGAAAGGUUUGGGGGAAGUUAAGGUCAUGGAGGAAGUUAUAACUCCAUGGAGGGGGGCUAUAACAAUUAUAAUUAUUUUUUUAGUAAUUUAAUCAUGAAAUGUAUGUAUUUUAGACAAGUUACAAGGAAAACCUCGAUUUAUCAACUAAAAAUUGUUUUUUUGGAUUCCACUUUUAAAUUUCAUUUCCAUGUAAUCUGAUUUAUAAAGGCAAAAAAAAAAAAAAAAACAGCUUUUUUAAAUUGUAUUUUUGGGAAAUAAGUUUUAAAUUUUUAAUUAGAGUUAUGAAGUAUAAUAAUAAUUAUAGUAAUAAAUUAUGUUGUCCUACCAAAAUCCUCACUGUAAUGUACUUACAUACAGUAUAUGUUCAAUCAUAUUUUAUAAAAAAAUAUAUUAAAAAUAAUAAAUAUAAAAUUUAAAUAUCUUUGUUUAGAAAAUAUUGUUGACUGUUAUUUUCUUAUAACUCACUGUGAUCACUUUUGGCAAUUAUGGAAAUUAAAUUAGUGAGGUUUUUUUUUUUUUUUUAAAUAGUGUAAUUUUUCUGAUUAAAAUAUUGUAGACUUUGAAUAAGUAAUAAUACAUACAUUUAUUGUAGAUUGUUAACUAUUUAAUUUAUACUUUGGUGUUUGGUGUGUGCUCAUCAAUAUCCAGAAGAUAAUUAUGUUCUAUUAUAAUAUUUUAUAUAAUGAUUAAUGAUUAAAUGUACAAAUAGGAUCAUUGUUUCAUUAUAUUAUGUUUUAUGUAAAUAGCAUAGUGCUUAGAUUUAUUCAACAAUGUUAUUAUUAUUUGUAAUUAUUGUUGUUUUGUUAUAAUCAAUUUUAUAUUAUUUUCUUCAUAUAUCUUUUUAUAAAAAAUUGUUUGUUUUGGUUUAUUUACUCAUAAGCCAUGAUCCAUUUUUUUUUUUUAAACUUAAUGCCUUAAUUUUAAUUUUUGCAAAUUUUUCAAAUUUGAUCAAGAUAUUUGUACUUAUUAUUUUUUUUUCACUGAGGAAACCUGAACAUAUUUUAGGUAUUCAAAAAAAAAAAUCCAUUCCUUUAUAAUUUUGUAUUCUUAAUCAUUAAAAUAAUAUAAUAUUAUUAGAUAUUCAUAAUUUUUGAUCUCUAUACUAUCAAAUAAAGUACUUAAUGAACCUUGUAGAAAGUCAGUAACAUAAAGUAUUCAGUUUUAAAUUUAUUAAUAUUGAAUUUGUGUCAUUAAACUAUUUUGUUUUUAGUACCUGUGUAUAGUUUAUGUAAUCAUGGGUUGUUUUUGUUUUCAACAAGUACUUACAUUUUUUAAAUAAAAUUUAAAUUUAAACAUUUGGUGAAUAAAUUAGAUUACCUUUACAAAAGAAUAAUUGUUUCAAAUUUUAGAAGGAUACUUGUACCAUAAAAAUGAUUCUUUUAAUCCAUAUAUAGUGAAUAAAAAUAGAAUUUAUAAAUAUUUGUUAUAUAAUAUAAUGCGUGAAAAAAAUUGUAAUCUGCAUUCAAUUAAAAAAAAAAAAAUGUGGUUAUUAUCAUUCCUUGUAAUUUUUAAACUAAAUAUUAUGUAUUUAAUAAUGGUAAAAUGUUGUUAAAGUUUGAAA